UCUCGCUGAGGGGCCGGCGAUGGCCCUGGUGCCCUCGCCGGGGAGCUGGAGCAGCGAGGACUCCGACUUCGGCCCGGCCGAGGAGGAGCAGCUGCCGCAGGGCCUGGACGCCGUGGUGGAUUCGUACCACUUCCCGAUGGCCGGCUUCCGCUUCAUGUUCCUCGACAUGGUCCACUCGCUGCUGUACCGCAUCUACUACAACGACCACGUCCUCAUCCGCACCCGCGGCGGCCGCCUCAUGGUGCGGCCCCGGCCUCGCACGCCCGAGGCCUCCCAGCCGCUGCCCGCGCUGCAGGCGCCCGAGCCG
This is a messenger RNA of Talpa occidentalis (Iberian mole), 307 nucleotides long. RefSeq names its product cancer/testis antigen family 47 member C1-like. The annotation marks the transcript as partial. The record is from RefSeq and is a predicted model, not a curated record. The transcript has a single exon. Lineage: Eukaryota; Metazoa; Chordata; Mammalia; Eulipotyphla; Talpidae.